AUGUCAUCCGGCGCCACCUCGAGUCCUGCCUCAACCAAGUUACCAGCUCCCUCCAAUUCGUCGAACUACACUCAAACACCCUCCUCCUCCGGUGCCGAGACCUUCUCCAAGCGAAGCAAUAGUUCGGGCAGUUUUGGCUCUGGCGCUACAACGCGUCAUACCUCCCAAGCGCGUGGCAGUCAACCUCUCCGGAAGCAUCAUAAAGGACAGAGAAAACCGCGGCUGGUGGAUGACGAUGCAAUUGCUGAAACUGCCGCCAUGAGGUCGAUCAACAGCCGCAAGGGUCAAACCUCAAUCACCCAUCUUAUGAAUAUCAGCCUGCCUCCCCGCCCUCAACAACAUUAUCAGCAUCAUUUCAAUCAUCGACAACAAAGACGGAAUCCUACAUGGGGCCUUGGCUCCGGCUAUCAUGCCGUGGAUAAAGCUCGCUACGUCCAUGCCAAUUACCGCUUCAUUGUACGUCCAGAUCGAGAAUACCAUGCUCAGACCACGGAUGCGGAUGUGUACGUCAGUUGGGACGCAGUUCUACAGGUUCUGGCGUCUGCGGAAACUCAAGCUGCAAGCUGUCCGAUAUGCCUGUCCACACCGGUUGCCCCUCGCAUGGCCAGAUGCGGCCAUAUCUUCUGCUUGCCAUGUCUGAUACGCUACAUGCACUCCGCCGACGAUGCAAAUCCGAUGCCCGAGAAAAGAGCAAGAUGGAAGAAAUGUCCAAUCUGUGAAGACAGCAUAUACAUGUCCGAGGCGAGACCCGUGAGGUGGAUUAGCGGCAAUGACGCCAGCAUGCUAAGAGAAGGAGGCGAUGUGCUUCUCAAGCUGCUGAUGCGUGAGCCAGGUACAACACUGGCGUUGCCUCGCGACACCGCAGAUGGAUAUGGUCGCUCAAAUGAUAUUCCUUGGUUCCAUGUCGCGGAGAUGAUGGAAUAUGCUCGCUUUAUGAAAGGUGGUGAAGGCUACAUGACAGCUCAAUAUAACCAGGAAAUCCUUGAUAUCGAGAAACAGGAAAAGGAGGAUGAAUUGAUGUUCGGCGACGACGUCACCUGGACCCAGAAAGCGGUGCUUUCAAUCGAGGAUGCCAAACAGAAGUUGACCGGCAUCGGCAAUCCACCGUCUGCGCCAUCGGCAGCCACAACCACAACCAGUCUCGAGAAUCCAAAGUCUGAGGAGAGUGACAGCGAGAAAGGACCGUCGACUUUGACUGCAGCGAUGCAGACUCUGUCUCUCCAACACGGAGUCAGUCCCGCCCAAUCCACACCUUUGGCGACGAAGUCCGGGACAGGAAGCAGCCGUCCGCCAUCGCAUCCUUUCUAUUUCUAUCACGCCCUGCCCAAUUUCUUCCUUUCACCACUGGAUAUACGGAUCCUCAAGACUGCUUUUGGUGACUUUUCCGCUUUCCCCUCGACGAUACUUCCCCGCGUGGAACACAUCUCUACUGGACAUAUCGUAGAUGAUGACUUGCGCAAACGGGCCAAGUAUAUGGCACAUCUGCCGUACGGAUACGAAGUCAGCUUCCUGGAAUGUGACUGGACGGAUAUUAUCAGUCCCACGGUUCUGGAACAGUUCCAAGAUGAUAUCACAAGACGACGGAAGAGAAAGACUGAGAAGGAGGCGCGUGAAGAGAGGGAUAGGAUCCGCGCAGAGAAGGAAGAAGACGAAAAGCGAUGGGCUUCAGCAAGGAGGCGAAGGGCAAGCUCGGUGCCCAAACCCUUCAGCGAGGCAGACUUCCGGCCGCUGGUUGACACGCACGGUUCUUCGCCUGGGGAGUCGGCGCUUGCAACAACGCCUCCGUGGGGCAAUAGCCGAAAUCAUUCUUCGUAUGCGCCUCUGGCGAGUCCUGGAACAAGCCCCGAUGCCGCGAGAACUGUCUGGGGCACAACCGUAGUGACGCCUGUUUCUCCAACCCUCCUAGCGGCGCCAGAGCCUGCUUCACAAGAUGAUGGCUGGCUUCAGGGGUGGGAGAAAGACUUGCUUGAAGACGACGAUGCCGUUGCCAUGGUGGAAGCCAGUCUCAAUGGUGGAAGCAGCUCGCAACAGCCUCGGAUGGGUGGUGGACAGUCAAAGAAAGGGAAGAAGAAGAAGAUCACCUUGAUGUCCACGAACAACAGACGGGGAGCCUGA
This is a messenger RNA of Capronia coronata CBS 617.96, 2115 nucleotides long. RefSeq lists its product as uncharacterized. Gene Ontology annotation, biological process: positive regulation of transcription by RNA polymerase II. Lineage: Eukaryota; Fungi; Ascomycota; Eurotiomycetes; Chaetothyriales; Herpotrichiellaceae. The record is from RefSeq and is a predicted model, not a curated record. Gene Ontology annotation, molecular function: transcription cis-regulatory region binding; metal ion binding. The coding region runs from base 1 to 2115 and encodes 704 amino acids. The transcript has a single exon.